Messenger RNA from Acanthoscelides obtectus, 1761 nucleotides. Lineage: Eukaryota; Metazoa; Arthropoda; Insecta; Coleoptera; Chrysomelidae. The record is from the annotation of a GenBank genome assembly.
AUGUCUCAGCGCCCGUCAACGCCAGGAAGCUCAGCUCGUCAAUCUCCGAUUGCCACCAAGAAAGAAAAGCACGAUCUGCCCCCCUCUUAUAACACCAUACCUAACAGCCUAUCAAUAGGCGACUUCUCUCCCCACCACAGUGGACAUGGUACGUUGAGAAGGGAGAAACCACCCCCUCCCCAAAGGACGUCCAGCAAUCCUCAGGGAGAUCAGAGGUCGUUCAACACACUUCCCAAAAGCUCGGCGACGUCUCCCAGAAAAUCUCCGAAGCCGGACCUGACUCCAGAAUUUGAAUGCAUGGAACAAUGUGAUUUAGUGUCCGUGCAGUUAUGACAGUUCGAUCCGAAAUUCGUGAUUGUGGCAGACGAUGACGUCAUGGUUGUACAUAAAUUUUAGCUAUAACUGUAUCAAUCUACAAUAUGUGGAGAUUGAAGUAUGCUCACUCUAUCACCUAAAAUGGAUUAAUUAUUACGCGAUCCCUAUAGAUACAGGGCGUUUCAGAAAGGUCCGCAGUAUUUAUUUUUUGAGCGGGUCAAGUUAGCGAACUGAAAUUCGGAAUGAUGAACGUGACUUAGACGAGAAAUUCGAGAUGUCAACUGGGCACCGUCAUGUAAAAUUUUUGUAAACGAUAAGGGGGUCUUGUGAUACCUACCUUGUUAAAGAAUGGAGGCCUGACAGGCUGUAAAAGUUGAGUAUCUCUGUAUAUUGAAUCGCUUAUAACCCGACAACUUAUGUGGAAUGAAAUAUGUGAUAUUUAAUUUAAAAAAAAAUGGCAGAUCUUGACAGUUUUUUGAAAUGUUUCAUUUUUGAUUAUAAUAUCCUGAUAGACCCUAUCAAAAUAAGAAAACUAAUAAUAAUAAUAAUUUCAAUAAUAAUAUGUAUUCACUCAUUGUACAAAAAACAACAUGAGUAAAUAAAUAUAAAAUAAAAAAAGGUCCGAUAGGGGGCAUUGCCUGUGCAUGGACCACCAAUUUCAAGCUGUAACUUAUAACAUAUUAUAGAAAAAGGAUUAUGCAUUUACUUGAUGUUCGUAUUUAUGAGUUUAUGAAUGUCGGUCCUAGAUAUAUGUAGCCAUUUUUCCAAAUUUCUUUUGAAAUAAUUUCCGAAAUGUCAAUCUUUUAAAUCUUUAGGUAUAAUUUCAUACAAUUUUGGCGCUAAAUAGAGAUAUGACCCCUGCAUUAUAGAUUUAUGUGGCUGAGAAACUACCGUGCCACGAAUUUUGUACCUUGUAUAAUGAUUAUUUUUAGUUUUUCGAUCGGUGCAGACAAAUUUAUGGUAGUGAGCGAAAAUGUGUAAGAAUUAAAGCUUUCUUAUGUCAUACAUUUGCACAUAUACGUAUAAUUCAUUAGUGGAAAGUUUCAGUUUCAACAUCAUUUUAGAAUACUUUUUCUGAAAAAUGUCUAAAUUAUAGAUACUUACGCGAUGAACAUGCAGCUCCCCAUGGUAAUAUACCAAAUACGAGAUGAGGCUUAAUCAGUGUAUGGCAUAAUGUACGAAUAUACCUUUCUAUAACAUACUGUGACCAAUAGCACCAUCUGUUGGGCGAGUCUCCUACUCGCCAGAGCUUAAUUGCCGAUCUCUGCUUUUACACGACCGCACAAGCCGCCUGGCGGCGUCUGUGAGGACCGUGACAGUGGAACGCCUUCUAGAUCGACGCGAAGUGAUCUCCAACAUUCUAGAUGUCGCUUUGUGAUCUUUCUCGAAGCGGUAAUUGGGACUAUAUAUAACUCAGCAGCCGGGAGAUGGGGGAUAGUACUGCAU